AUGGUUAUUCAGCCCGAAGAAUGUAAUGGAGAUAAUGAUCGGGAUUGGACUGUUCAAGGUGGAACAGAUAUUAGGAAUACAAUAAUACAAGCUUUCACUAGUGACACAAAAGAGGCAAUUCACGAAAUUUUAAGUGCAGCUAACUUAGACGGUUGGCCUCUGUCUGAAAACGAUAAUUCAAAAUUAACAAUGGAGAAAGCUAUGGUAUUAAAAUGCACCAUUUGGAACAAUAGAACAUUGUUAGAGCGUUACCUUAUUUUGGUGUGUCUUGUCAUUUUUAUUGCCUUUCUUGUCAUGAUUGGUGUUUUAUUACAUUUUCAAAAUAUAUUUCAAAAAUCAAAGAAAGAUGUUUGCAUAAGUAACGUAUGCAAAUUUUCAGCUGGUUCCAUUCUGAAGAAUAUGGACUUCACCGUAAAUCCAUGCGACAACUUUUACGAAUUUUCAUGCGGUUCUUAUCUAAAAUACGAAAAUAUUUUCGACGAUGAAAUUCGUAGUUUUACAAAUUUAGAAAAUUAUAUCAUUUAUUUAAUAAAAGAACAAUUGGAGAAGCCAGAGAAAUUCGAUGAUCCAGCUUUCGUCAAAAAAGUAAAGAAAUAUUUUAAAUCGUGUUUAAAUAAACCUAGUGACACAAAAGAGGCAAUUCACGAAAUUUUAAGUGCAGCUAACUUAGACGGUUGGCCUCUGUCUGAAAACGAUAAUUCAAAAUUAACAAUGGAGAAAGCUAUAGCAUUGUCAUACGCGUACGACGGCACUGGAAAUCUGUUUAGUUUAAGAAGUAGUCCAAACAACUCUUACAUACAGAUAUAUGAUGGAGGUGAUAUAAUUAGACCAGCUGUGUUAUUGAAUACAACUGAAGAAAAAUGGAUUAAAUUUAAAGAAAAAUAUGUACAUUUGAUAGACUACGUACUUUCUGAAUUAGAUUUGUCAACAGAAAAUAAGAAGAAGCAUAUUGAUGAAAUAAUCGACUUUCAAACAUCUUUAGCGAGAAUUUUAGAUAAAGACUAUGAUGAUAAUUCAACGAAUACAANCUGUCCGAGCGAGAUAUAUGUUGAGAGUAAUAUAAUUAGACCAGCUGUAUUAUUGAAUACAACUGAAGAAAAGUGGAUUAAAUUUAAAGGAAGAUAUGUACAUUUGAUAGACUAUGUACUUUCUGAAUUAGAUUUGUCAACAGAAAAUAAGAAGCAUAUUGAUGAAAUAAUUGACUUUCAAACGUCUGUAGCAAGAAUUUUAGAUAAAGACUAUGAUGAUAAUUCAACGAAUACAACGAUAUCAGAAUUACAUUCCAACUGCUCACAGAUCGACUGGAAGAAUCUGUUCAUGUUUUUAUUUGAAUAUCUUCAACACCCAGAAGAAUAUAAUGAUCAAAUUUUUUUAAAAGUAAACAGCAUGGAAUUCUUGACUGACCUAUGUGAACUUAUUGGAAACACUAAAAAUAAAAGAAUAAUAUAUAACUUGCAAGUAUGGGGUAUAAUUGUUCGUUAUUUGCCUCGCAUCGACAACAGUUUUAGACAACUUUUAAUCGAUAUGAGACAAUCUUUAAAUUAUUAUGACACCAUUUUUCGACCACUUCCGGGUAUGAAUAAAUUGAAAUGGAAAACUUGUGUUCAAGAUAAGAGUAUGUAUAUUGACAUGGGAGUGAACUACCUGAUGAUAAAAUCCAUGAAUAAAAAUGAUGACCUUAAUGAGGUGAAAAGUUAUUCCAAACAAAUACGCGAAACACUGGAUGAAAUAUUUUCUGAAGAAGAGUGGUUCGAUAGCUACAGCAAAAAUUUCACCAGAAUUACAUUGGGAAAAAUUCAGCAGAACAUCGGAUAUGGAAACGGGUCUCUAAAUGUGGAAUUCUUAAAUAAGAUGUUUGAAAAUAUCAAUAUUACAGAUAAUUAUAUACAAAAUUUCUUAGUUGUGAAUAAUCAAAUGAUUUCCGAUGAAAUGUUUAAUCCAAGUAUUUAUUUAUAUCUUCAGAAAGAAAUAAGAUUUAAUCCAAUGGAGGUUGGUGCAAGUUUAGGAUUUGGUGAAAUGGGAAUAGUAAUAGGAGACGAAUCAGAAGAGGAAAUGAAAAAUUCGACAGAGGUAAACGAUAAAGAAGGAGAUAAAAUUAAUUUUUCUGAAGAAUUUUUGGAACAAUACAAGAAAAAGAAAAAUUGUCUACAAUUUCAAUACUCGGAAUUUCCAUUAGAAGGAAAUCUUACGAUUGAUGGAAAUCGAACAAUUGGGGAUAACAUCGCAGAUAACAGUGGGAUUACUGUUGCUUUUCGGGCUUACGAAAAAUAUCUUAAACGCCACGGAGAAGAACCUUAUCUUCCUGGUCUCGACUUUACAAACAAACAAAUGUUUUUCAUCGGAUAUGCUCAGAUGUGGUGUGAAUCAAUCGAAUCUAUGAAAAAAACUUUCGAACAUGAUUGGCAUAGUCCCGGNAAAUGA
Molecule: messenger RNA, 2421 nt
Organism: Centruroides sculpturatus (bark scorpion)
Lineage: Eukaryota; Metazoa; Arthropoda; Arachnida; Scorpiones; Buthidae
Product: membrane metallo-endopeptidase-like 1
Exons: 21
Coding region: 1-2421 (806 amino acids)
Biological process (GO): protein processing
Cellular component (GO): plasma membrane
Molecular function (GO): metalloendopeptidase activity
Source: RefSeq, a predicted model, not a curated record